Clonostachys byssicola is the source of this 873-nucleotide messenger RNA. The record is from the annotation of a GenBank genome assembly. NCBI's taxonomy places the organism in Eukaryota, Fungi, Ascomycota, Sordariomycetes, Hypocreales, Bionectriaceae.
AUGGCCAGCGACAACAAGACAGUCGUAAUCCAAUGGGUCCUCGACACCCGUAAGCUCUGGCCGCAGGCGACGCAGACAAGCCAGCUCCGACAACAUGCGGCGAGGGCCCUCGAGCUCCUGACGCCCACGCAGCGCGAGGACGCCCUGCGCUACGUCCACUGCAAGGACGCCAAGAUGGCCCUGGGCUCGCAGCUCCUCAAGCGCUACCUCAUCAGCCGCUAUGCCGGCGUGGCCUGGGACGCCGCGGUGGCCACGCGCAACAAGGACACCAAGCCCGUCUUCGUCCACCCGGACGACGGGUCCGAGCCCCUCAUCUUCAACGUCUCGCACCAGGCGGGUCUCGUCGUCGUCGCCGCGGCCCUGCACCCCCCGACAGGCGUCACGCUGGGCGUCGACGUCGUCUGCCCCUCGGAGCGCCGCGAGCGCGACCGGCAGUACGUCCGGUCCGAGGGGUGGCUCGCCUUCCUCGAGAUGCACGCCGACGUCUUCUGCCCGCGCGAGGUGGCCUACCUGGACCGGCUGCCCGUGGCGGACGUGGACGUGCGGCUGCGGUACUUUUACACGCUGUGGUGCCUGCGGGAGGCGUACGUUAAGAUGACGGGGGAGGCGCUGCUGGCGCCGUGGCUGGGCGUGUUGGAGAUGCGGUCGUUUGCGCCGCCGGAGGAGGAGGAGGAGGCGGGCCAGCUGGAGAUUUACUUCCGCGGGCAGAAGCUGGAUGACGUGGACAUGCACUUGGUGAAUUACCUCGAGCUGUACAUGAUUGGGACGUCGGUUGGGCGGAACAAGGAUGGGGAGACGCUGGAGAUUGGGGACUACGAGCUGCUGGAUAUCGAGGAGGUUAUCAAAUUUGGCGAGAAGGCAAAGGCUGGGUAG